Molecule: messenger RNA, 4005 nt
Organism: Pelobates fuscus (common spadefoot toad)
Lineage: Eukaryota; Metazoa; Chordata; Amphibia; Anura; Pelobatidae
Gene: GAREM1
Product: GRB2 associated regulator of MAPK1 subtype 1
Exons: 6
Coding region: 322-2955 (877 amino acids)
Biological process (GO): cellular response to epidermal growth factor stimulus; epidermal growth factor receptor signaling pathway
Molecular function (GO): proline-rich region binding
Source: RefSeq, a predicted model, not a curated record
AAGUCGUUUCCCUUUCUGCAGUCUGGUUUUGGGAGGCGGUCUCCUGGAGCUGCACAGGCGUCUCCUACACCCCUUGUUGAUUAGUCAGUGUUUUGCAAGCAUUGGUUAUGGUGUUCUGUACUGUGUGCAGCCGGCUGGCAUUGAAUUCACUGGAGGAGGAGGCAGGAUCCCAGCUCGGCACCCAGUGACCUCUGCCUGGGACAAGGAGACCAUGGGCAGCAGGAGCCACCAGCACAGGAGCCAGCCCUGAGACCAGAGCAACAUCUCACAGCUCCUGCUGGACCCCCAUCUCCUGGGUCUGCUCCUCACCAGGGGGACAACAUGGACCUCUCAGCCCCCUCCUCCCUGAAGGAUGUAAAGUGGAGCUCAGCCUCAUACCCCCUGGAUCUGCUGGUUAGCUCUUACCGUUUACCUCAACUGGUCAGACUGGACUGUGCGGAAAGCAUUGAAGGCCUGCGGGAAAAUGACUAUCUCUUGAUCCAUUCAUGCCGACAGUGGACGACAAUAACGGCUCACAGUUUGGAAGAAGGGCAUUAUGUCAUUGGUCCAAAGAUUGAGAUUCCAGUACAUUAUGGAGGGCAGUUCAAGCUGCUGGAGCAAGACCGAGAUAUCAAGGAGCCAGUGCAGUAUUUUAACAGCGUGGAGGAGGUGGCUAAAGCAUUUCCUGAGCGGGUGUACGUCAUGGAGGAAAUCACUUUCAACGUGAAGGUAGCGUCGGGUGAAUGCAAUGAGGAUACCGAAGUUUAUAACAUCACUUUAUGCACUGGAGAUGAGCUUACAUUAAUGGGGCAGGCUGAAAUCCUUUAUGCAAAAACAUCGAAGGAAAAGUCACGUCUAAACACAAUUUUUAAGAAGAUCGGAAAGCUAAAUUCAAUUAGCAAGUUGGGUAAAGGCAAAAUGCCAUGUCUGAUCUGCAUGAAUCAUAGAACCAAUGAAAGCAUCAGCCUUCCUUUUCAGUGUAAAGGGAGAUUUAGCACACGUAGCCCUCUGGAGAUUCAAAUGCAAGAAGGCGAGCAUACGAUCCGUAACAUUGUAGAGAAAACAAGAUUGCCUGUAAAUGUUACCGUGCCUAGCCCGCCUCCACGUAACCCGUACGAUCUACAUUUUAUACGUGAAGGCCAUCGAUACAAACUUGUUAACAUCCAAACAAAAACUGUUGUAGUUUGUUGUGUCUUGCGUGCCAAUAAAAUCAUUCCUAUGCAUUUUCCAUUACAUCUAUCUGUUCCGAAGUUUAGCCUUCCAGAGAACCUAGUAAAAGGAGAGAUGUGGCAAGAUUCUGUAGUUCAGCAUUGGUAUAGCGCAUGCCAAGAACAGUUCGAUAUCGAAGAAUAUUCCCGUGCAGUCAGGGACGUGAAGGCAGACUGGAAUGAAGAAUGUAAAAGUCCCAAGAAGAACUGGUGUAGUGGCCACAGCCAUAUACCGAACUCCCUCAGUUAUGCUCGAGAUGAGUUAACGCAAUCUUUUCAUAGGCUUUCAGUCUGCGUUUAUGGAAACAAUCUUCAUGGGAACAGUGAAGUGAACUUACAUGGUUAUCGAGAUCUUUGUGGGGACUGGGCUGUCUUUCCUCAAGAUUUCCAGCAGUAUCAGGAUUCAGGUGAUAGUGGAAGCGAUUACCUUUUCCCUGAAACAAGUGAAGAAUCAACAAGUCUACCAGCCAAGCCAGAACUCCCUUAUGAAGAGCUGUGGCUAGAACAAGUAUCAGCAAAGAGAGUAGGACAACCUCUUACCCGCUCACAAAGUGAGAAGAACAAAUGUGACUCUUUCAGUGGUUCGCUUCAAUCUAAGUGCAGUACAUCAUCACUCUCCUCCCCAGUAUCUCUAAUAGGAACCAAGUGUACAGAUGUGUCCCUACCUCCACCCCCAGUGCCUCCAAAAUCUGAAGCUGUAAGAGAAGAAUGCAGAUUGCUGAAUGCUCCACCUGUGCCUCCACGCAGUUCCAAACCAUCUUCCCCCACCCCAUCUGUUCCAUUAUCAACAGGAAAGACAGCACGGCAAAAUACACGCUCUCCAAGUCCCACACUCUCCUACUAUUCUUCAGGGCUGCAUAACAUUGGUGUAACAGACAGUGAAGUGACCAACUCCUCAGAAAGUGCUCAAGUUUCUUGUUACCCAUGUAACUGGGUUAAAAAAGAAUCAAAUGAUGAAAACAAGUUGCCUUGUGAGAGUCCAUCUGAACUUCUUACUUCUAGAUUGUCCUGGCCUAACAGAUAUUGUGGUGGGGCAGAAGGUAUGAACGCCAACGAUUUACUUAUGGAUCAGUGCCGCAGUUAUUACAGCUAUCCUCGGCAAAAGACUCCUGGCACACCAAAGAGAAACCUUGCAGCUCCUUUUGACUUUAGUGGAUGUGAUUCUUUGGCAGGUUGUACACAGGUAGCAUCCAGUGAGAUGACAGACAUUGCAACUGGUUGUCCAAAGUCUGCAAGCUAUUCAUUAGACAGUUCCACAGAGAGAAUCUUAGCCGACAACAGCACAAAACAAAGUUUGUCGUGUCCUGCAUUACCGCCACGCGCACCGAAACCCAUUGAGGCAAAUUUCGUCUUAGAACCAUUGCCUCUAUCUAUUAAAAUUGAUGGAGCUGAGGAGGAGUUACAAAUGUGUUCUCCUGACAUCUCAGAGGAACAUUAUUUAGCUAAAAAGGGUAUGCAGGACAUUUUCUCUAUUUCAUACCCAUUCUCUUCUCCUCUUCACAUGCAACUAGCCCCAAGGUCUUGUGGUGACGGCUCUCCCUGGCAGCCUCCAUCAGAGCUUUCGGGACUAUCUAUAGAAGAGGUCUCUAAAUCUCUUCGAUUCAUCGGUCUGUCAGAAGAUGUUGUGUCAUUUUUUGUGUCUGAAAAGAUUGACGGAAACUUGCUUGUCCAGCUUACAGAAGAGAUCCUCUCCGAGGACUUUAAAUUAAGCAAACUGAAGGUUAAAAAAAUAUUGCAAUUUAUUAAUGGUUGGCGACCCAAGAUGUAAUUGUGGAAGUGCUGGAAGGUACUGAACAAAUUUUUUUGCAGCUCUUGUUAGGAGUGCUGCAAUUAGUACAAUCUGGAAAUUGUUUUUGCACUAAGAAAUAGUUAGUUUUAAAGAAGUAAUGAUUACUAUGCAGUAAAAGGUACGAGUUGUAGACAAAUCACUUAGUACUGUAUGUCAAUGCAAACACUCAGUGAGCCUCAUGCUCCACUGAAUACUGAGCAGCUGCUAUCAACUCCUUUAAAAUGUAAAAGGGAAUUCAAGUUUAUAAGUUACAUGUCAAAAGAUGUACAGUAAUAUAUAUUAUUCAGCAGUCAAAGCUUGAAGAUAUAACUAGUAAGAGUAUAGUUAAACAAAUUGGCUUCAUGCAUUAUAGACUAUUAUGAAGGAGUACUUUUUAUAUGCAAACGCAUUUCAUCUUCUUUUUAGGACUUGGCAAUCAGAAGAUAUCUGUUUAGAUUUAUAGUCCCCUUGCUAAAUGGUUUUGCCGCAGUCUCGUUCCCCCGGAACGUGUUUUACUUACCUCAUAUUCCUGUGCACAUGCUGUGUGCCAAGUGGUACGAUGAAUCACGUGUGGCCCUGAUAAAGUGUGCUUGUGUAUUAGAGAAACAUAACGAUUCCUAAAUGCAUAUUAAAAUCCUGAUCCAGCCUUGAAAUGUCCACCAGAUUCGUAGUAUUAGAUUAGUAGAUUCUACAAGCUCGAUACAGAAGACUCUCAGCUAUAGUCUCCUUAGUGGAGUGAUAGAAUCUUUUGGGGGGGGGAUUUUAAAACUGCAUUGCUGGAUGAUGGGAGUAACGUGCAAGAAGCUCUUUUAUUUUAACCAGUGCGUGUUCGAAAUCCUGACUCUUAUUUAUGAAGUGCUAUUUCAACAUCAAGGUUGUUUUUAAAAUGGUCUCUUUUAUGAAGAAAAACAUGUAAUCUGUAUCAACACCCAGAACAAAACCACUACCGGAGAUGUAGAAACUCGUGUUGUGGUAAAUUAGACGUUCGUACACAAUGUAUGUUUUCAUUUGUAUAUACAUAUGUAUAAUAUAUAAACUUAUUUUCACUCA